This is a messenger RNA of Colletotrichum truncatum, 915 nucleotides long. Its product is annotated as isoflavone reductase family protein (NmrA-like family protein). NCBI's taxonomy places the organism in Eukaryota, Fungi, Ascomycota, Sordariomycetes, Glomerellales, Glomerellaceae. The record is from RefSeq and is a predicted model, not a curated record. Gene Ontology annotation, molecular function: oxidoreductase activity.
AUGUCCAGUUUCAAGAGUGUCCUUCUUAUCGGCGCCAAUGGCUCUAUUGGGAGUUAUGUACUGGCUGCCCUUGAGGCUCAAUCGGAUUUAACCAUCACCCUUUUACAACGCUCUUCAUCCAAGACGAAAUUGCCGUCCCAUCUUAAAACCAUCACCAUUGCAGAUACAUAUCCGACCAAUGAGCUGGUACCAGCAUUCACAGGUCAAGAUGUGAUUGUCAACUGCAUGACAUCCCUCUCAGUCGCCGACCAAUUUCGCAUGAUCGACGCUGCCAUCACUGCAGGCGUCAAGCGAUAUGUUCCAAGCGAAUAUGGGCUUAACAACAUGCGACCCGAUGCCCAGGCUCUCAACGCUGUGUUCCACGACAAAGGGAAGGUGCAAGAGUACUUGCGGUCCAAGGCGGAUCAAGGUGUCUUGGAAUGGAUGUCCAUCUCUUGCGGCAUGUGGCUGAAAUGGAGCAUGGUGCACGAAUUUCUUGGGAUGCAUGUCAAAGAAAAGAGAUUUGUAUUUUGGGAUAAUGGGGAGGGUUUGAUGUCAUUCACCACGGAAGAGAACACAGCUACCGGCUUGGUAAAAGCCCUGCAAAUGCCCGAGGAGACGAGAAACACAAACGUGCUUCUCAGCGAUUUCGCCGUCUCACAGAAGCAGUUGUUGGACGCCAUUGAGAGAAUUCAGGGCGCGAAAUAUGAGACCGAAACCAUCGACAGCCUUGCGUACAUCGAAGAGAAGCAGGCGGCUGUGAAGAACGGAGAUGACUCUGCCACAUUCGCACUGAUUGAAACGGGGUUCGUUACCGGAAGAUAUGGUGGGCACCUGGAGAAGGAGGGUCCUAUUUUCAACGAACGGCUUGGUCUUCCAAAGAAGUCAUUAGAUGAGGUUGUAGAGAAGGCGCUCAAAUUUGUUGGUGCCAUCUAA